AUGACUCAAGCCUACACAAACGAUCAUUCUCAGUCGGUUCUACAGACUCACUCCUGGCGCGAUGCUAAUAAUUCGGCAUCCUACCUUCUCCCUCAUCUGCAGCCGAACAUGAGCAUCCUUGAUGUUGGCUGCGGUCCAGGCUCUAUAACCAUAGACCUGGCGCGAAAAGUUCCGUUCGGGCAUGUUGUGGGCGUGGAAUACGUGCCCGAUCCAUUAGAUGGAGCACAAGUGCUUGCCACCUCCGAAGGAGUGUCCAAUGUCAGGUUUCAAGUCGGCGACAUACACGAUCUGCCGUUCCCCGAAAACACCUUCGAUGUUGUUCACGCACACCAAGUGUUGCAGCAUAUUUCUGACCCAGUCCAGGCGUUCAAGGAGAUGCGGCAACUGAUGGCCUGGCGGGAUCUUCAGGUCCGUAUUCGACAAGCUAAAGGCAACCAUAUAAAAGCCGGGAGUCAUCUUCACGUUUGGGCGAAAGAGGCUGGCUUUGCUUUGGAGAAUAUGAAAAAGAGUACUGGAUCCUGGUGUUUCAGCCGUCCCGACGAACGGAAAUACUGGGGCGGUUCGAUGGAAGAGAGAGCCCGGUCAUCUGGGCUUGCAAAGAUCGCAAUUCGGGAAGGAUUUGCUACGCGAGAAGACUUAGACCGUAUGGCAACGGCGUGGAGGGCCUUUGUGGAGGAUGAGAAUGGGUGGCUAGGAUUUCUACAUGGACAGAUUCUCUGCUGGAAGUGA
Penicillium alfredii is the source of this 729-nucleotide messenger RNA. Its product is annotated as class I SAM-dependent methyltransferase. Lineage: Eukaryota; Fungi; Ascomycota; Eurotiomycetes; Eurotiales; Aspergillaceae. Gene Ontology annotation, molecular function: methyltransferase activity. The record is from RefSeq and is a predicted model, not a curated record. Bases 1 to 729 code for a protein of 242 amino acids. The transcript is spliced from 2 exons.